AUGGAUUGUAAGAGAGCUGUUACUUUCUUCUUCCUCUUCGCUAUUCUCAUUGUUCCCUUCAUGCUUUUUCCCGCCACAGCUGCUCUUGGAGGAAGAGGAGGCAUGAGGGUAUACUGUGCCAGUAGAUGUAGAGGAAGGUGUGCAAAGGCAGGGUUUCAAGACAGAUGUCUCAAGUAUUGUGGCAUUUGUUGCAGACAAUGUAAGUGUGUUCCUUCUGGUACCUUUGGCAACAAGCAUCAGUGCCCUUGCUAUCGAGACAUGCUUAGCUCCAAGGGCAAACCCAAGUGCCCUUAG
Messenger RNA from Microthlaspi erraticum, 294 nucleotides. NCBI's taxonomy places the organism in Eukaryota, Viridiplantae, Streptophyta, Magnoliopsida, Brassicales, Brassicaceae. The record is from the annotation of a GenBank genome assembly.